This is a messenger RNA of Meleagris gallopavo (turkey), 1363 nucleotides long. The record is from RefSeq and is a predicted model, not a curated record. Lineage: Eukaryota; Metazoa; Chordata; Aves; Galliformes; Phasianidae.
UUGCCCGGGCUUAAUAGGCUGAGAUGGUAGCACAGUCGGAUCGGCUGCUAGGAGAACAUGGCGGGGGAGUGAGAGGAGCAGCCAGCAGCGCCCUGUGUUGUUACACGGGAUGGGCACGCCCCCUUCCGCCCUCCCGCCAAUCGCUGUCCGAGAACGGAGAGAGCGGCUUGCCUCUCCGCCGGGCACCACCAAUCCCAGCGAACCGGCGGCCGCUCUGGCCCCGCCCCGACCAAUCGGAAGCGACACAAACACUUGUGGCUCCGCCCGCUUCCGCAGGCCGCCCAAUCCGGGCAGACACAAACAACGGGCACGCCCCAGUCUCCGAGUCACGGGCUCGAAAUGCGAAGCGAAGAGGGACGAGAGCUUCCCCUGUUGAGCACCACCGGCCAACCUCGCGCAGCGCAGGCGGCAUCGGCCCCGCCUCCUCGAGCCGCUCGGCCAAUCGGAGGGGACGUAAACAGGCGGCGAAGCGCCCCCCCGGAGGUGGAGGUGCGUACGCGGCCGGGCCUGCCAUGGAGGAGCGGGUGCCGCGGCCUGCUGCCGCUGCCGGUCCCCCGGCCGAGGAGGGAGCGAGUCGGGACGAGCGCAGCUUGGAGGCGUUGAGUCUGGUGGCGGCGCAGGUGGACGAGCUGCUGCGCAACGUGCACUGCGGGCUGCAGGCGCUGACGGCGCUUAGCGUCGGCUGCAUCCAGACCUACCGAGACGGCGUGGAGAGCCUAGGCGAGGCGGCCGACCUCAGCAUCCGCGCCAUGUACGCGCUGGUGGCGCGUUGCGAGGAGCUGGACCGCGCCAUGCAGCCCGUGCCCGCCCUGGCCAAGCGCAUCCGCGACAUGAAGGGCACGCUGGAGCGCCUCGAGGGGCUGUGCAAGUAGCUCUCGGCGCCAAAUGGCGGCCGGCGCGCGUCCCUCAGCGCCGCGGAGCUGUCGGCGGGCCGGGCGGCCCGAGCUGCGGUCGGAGAGAGAGCGCUGAGCUGAAGCGCGGCACAUCGCUCGCGGCGCUUCCCGGCUUAACUCCAUUAAAGAAUUUGGACUCCUCACGCCUUACGCUUUCUAUUUAUUGAGGGCUAGGAAAACUGACCGAGCUCCAUUAAAAGCUACCGUUGGUAUUUCUGCCUGACCAACUUUGAAGUCGUUGUGAAUAGUUUUGAUGUUUAUGGGCAUACGUGCUGCUUUGCAGCUGACUCGGUGCCUGAUAGGUGGAACCGUCUCUUACUGCUAGCUUUCUAUUGCAGCACACAACUAUAAGGUGAUGGAAAUGAGAGAAUUUAAGUAUGUAGCCAAACACCAAACCCAUGGAGCAGAACUGAGAUUCAGUUAAGAAGAGCCAAAUGCAAAGUUCUAAAUAAAAGCCUUCAGGUAAAACA